AUGGAGGAAGAAAAGGCGUCACUGGAGAAUGAGCGCCAAAAGGUGCUCAGGGCGCUUGAAGAAAAGCAUAGUGCUGAAGUGGCGGCAUUUGAUGAUGAAGAGAAAAAGGCGGAAGGCGAGCAGUUGCAGCAUAUCUCCACAACGGCUUCGCAGUUCAGUUCACAGAAGGCGCUUCGCUCAAUCUCUGCAAGCUUUCAUUCAUUGGCUACAAAUUCUUAG
Gongylonema pulchrum is the source of this 219-nucleotide messenger RNA. The record is from the annotation of a GenBank genome assembly. NCBI's taxonomy places the organism in Eukaryota, Metazoa, Nematoda, Chromadorea, Rhabditida, Gongylonematidae.